Rubroshorea leprosula is the source of this 670-nucleotide messenger RNA. Lineage: Eukaryota; Viridiplantae; Streptophyta; Magnoliopsida; Malvales; Dipterocarpaceae. The record is from the annotation of a GenBank genome assembly.
CAAAUCUCCUCCGCUUUCCUAUCCCAACCCCAAUUUCUAGGGUUUGGAUUCCAAUCCCUAAAUAAUCAGCGAUGGUUCGAAAAUCGUAAUUCGAUUCAUCCUCAAAGGGUGAAAAAAAUGGAAAAUCAGAGCGGAUGCUUGUCGAUCAUGGCGUCGUGGGUCGGCACCAGCGUCGCCACCGCCUUCUUCGCAUCGCUCGAGCGUUGUUCCUGCAUCAACCUCUCCACCUCCGACGACAUCGAGGACUCCGAGGCCCACGACCGCCCUCUCAUGUUCACCAAUUGCUCCUCCAUCUCCUCUUCCGUCUCUGCUUCCACCGCUCCUCCCACCGAUGUCGUCCAUCUCCCAGUGUAAUGACUCUGCCGCGGUUCGUUCUCUCUCCUUCGGGACUGAAUAGGUUCCUUUUUUGUUCGAUAAAAUUUCUUGCUUUCUGUGAAAUCUGAUGGGCAACUCGUGGUAUUUGAGAUUUCCGUUUCUCUUUCUCUGAUGAUCAUUCUGAAUGAUUGCAUAAUGCGAUCAAUCAAAACUCUUUCGGUGAUCUUUUUGUUGUUCUAAUGUAAUUAUAAAGCGGUAGUAGAGGAAUUUGGAUCGACAAUCUGUGUGUCGAUCUUCCCCUGUAAUUACAGGAUGUAAUCCAGAUAUAUACAAUCAAUAAAAGAAGAGUAAUUUA